Messenger RNA from Xenopus laevis (African clawed frog), 4337 nucleotides. It is a transcript of the gene klf15.S, whose product is annotated as Kruppel-like factor 15 S homeolog. The record is from RefSeq and is a predicted model, not a curated record. Gene Ontology annotation, cellular component: nucleus. The coding region runs from base 235 to 1431 and encodes 398 amino acids. NCBI's taxonomy places the organism in Eukaryota, Metazoa, Chordata, Amphibia, Anura, Pipidae. Gene Ontology annotation, molecular function: DNA-binding transcription factor activity; DNA-binding transcription factor activity, RNA polymerase II-specific; transcription cis-regulatory region binding. Gene Ontology annotation, biological process: positive regulation of DNA-templated transcription; regulation of transcription by RNA polymerase II. The transcript has 3 exons.
UCCACACACGAGUCAUGUGAUGUUAGUUAGUAGUACUGCUGAGCUGCGGGCAGACACACGACUCGGACACCCGCUGCUGACAGCGCUCCCAUAGCCCAAGGGCACCAAGGGGACAACGACUAACGCUUUGCCUGCGAUUCCGUGGGAUCCGCCUCUGCGCAGCUGCACUGGAUCCCUUCCUUUGGGAAUAAUCCUACAUAUGCUUGUUGGUCCCACACAUAAGCUCUUCCAGGAAUGGUGGAUCACUUGCUUUCUACAGAUGAAUGUUUUACACAUGCUCCAGCUACCAUUGGAUAUUCUGAAAUGCUGAUGGGUAGAAGGAUAUAUCAGAUGCUGCCCUCUCCUACAUCGGAGGAUGAUAGUGAUUCUUCAAGUUUUCGCUCAUGCUCUAGUCCUGACUCACAAGUACUCAGCUCCAGCUAUGGUAGUGCAUGUAGUGCAGAAAGUCAGGACAACAUCCUAGACUACCUUCUAUCCCACACGUCACUGGGCAAUGCGUCUUUAUCAUGGUGGGACAAGAGAAGACAGCAGCCAGUGGUUAAAGAGGAAUUCCUUAAGGUUCCGGAGUUCGGUGUGGACAUGGAGGAAACAGCAUUUUUCCAUCCCACUCUGGAUGAGAUUGAGGAGUUCUUGGAGGAAAACAUGAAAACUGACUUUAAAGAUGAAGAUCGACAUGAUACCAAGGAACUGAGGACCUGUGGCCAGUUGUUUUCUGAUCAAUUUAUAGAGCCCCAUGUAGUUAACAACAACAUGAAGGCGGAUAUAAAUGGAGAGAAAAACAGUUCAACGCCAGAAGAUGAAAACUCAACAGGUUCUGAGCCUAUAUCUGUUGAGGGUGGAAUCCCUGUCAUUCUUCAGAUCCAACCCCUUGAAAUCAAGCAAGAGUCCAACACAAACCAGUCAUCACAGCUUCCAGAAAACAUUAAAGUUGCACAACUUCUGGUCAAUAUUCAAGGUCAGACCUUUGCUCUGGUCCCACAACUAGUCCAGUCAUCGAACUUAUCCACCAAGUUUGUCCGCAUAGCCCCUGUGCCUAUUGCUUCUAAACCGGUCAGCCCAGGGGGUGGGAUUCAGGGACAAUCUGGAGUUGUGAUAGGUCAGAAGUUUCAAAAAAAUCCAGCUACGGAACUUAUCAAAAUGCACAAAUGUACUUUCCCGGGAUGUACCAAGAUGUACACCAAAAGUAGCCAUCUCAAAGCCCACCUGCGCAGACACACAGGAGAGAAGCCAUUCGCUUGCACGUGGCCUGGAUGUGGGUGGAGGUUUUCCAGAUCAGAUGAGCUCUCUCGACACCGCCGCUCGCAUUCUGGGGUGAAGCCAUAUCAGUGUGCCGUUUGUGAAAAGAAAUUUGCUCGCAGUGACCACCUUUCCAAACACAUCAAGGUGCACAGAUUUCCCAGGAGCAGCCGUUCGACGCGGUUAUCAAACUGACCCUUCUGUCUCCAAGGCUCAGCCCAGAACACAUAUCAUUGGAUAGAUCAUGUGAAUCCCAAGCACUUUUUUCCCCAUCAUCCUGCUAUAACUUAUUAAAUGUGCAACAGAGCGUUGGUUUGACUGGACAGCAGUUGUGAAUGUAAUCUGAACUCUUAUUAUUUAACAAGGUUAUGAAUGAAGCGUAUUCUCCAGGACAAAGAAACAUUUUGGAUAAUAGAUAUGUGUGCGCUCUGCUACCCUGGUUUAUCACAAUGCAAUAGUCUAAGCAAUGAAAGUUUGAUAAUGUAGGGGAUGAUUCACUGCAUAAAUAUGGGUCUCCCUGUGCAGCAUAGAGUUGCAUUGCUACUGUUAGUUCCAAAGAAUGAGUUUGGUGAGCAACUCUUUCCAUUUGGUUGGUGUGUUGGUAAAACCAGUUCAAUUUGUACCCACGCAAUCGUCAGGGUUCAUAAAGAGAUACAAAUUUACAAGUUGCUCUUCAGCAGCAAUAUCAAGGUUACAGACUUCGGUUGGUGCCAUGUUUAUCUCCUAGCAUCUAUGGCCAAGCAAUGGCUGAAGAUGAAUUUUACAACAGAUGAUGGGCAGGGAUGUUGCCAUCUUUUUAGCAUGUUGUAACUUUCUAUGAGAUUUGAAUAUUUGAUGGAAAUUUACUUUCCUCCAUGAGGUUUUCAGAAUGGGUUCUAGCUUCCCCUAAGUGAAUGGUCCUUUGACCAGCCCCCCUUAGCUCAUAAACCUGAUUGUUUGAGGGGUUUUCCAUUACAGUAGACAAGUAUUUACCACCAAUUUUUUUGUAUUUUCUUCCCCAUCCAGCGCCACAGUUGGGAACCACUACACUCAAACAAAGAAAGUCAACUUGUCUUUAAAGUUAUAAUGUUACAUGUGAAUCUGUGUUACUUCAACUCUUUCCUUAGUAGACCAGACAGAAGUAUUAGAAGAUCUUACAGAUAUCAUUAGUGAAUCAUCAUCUCACUGAUGACCUAAAUGUGCUUUUCUCUUUUUUUAAGUAGAAUGAAACUCUGAGGGCAACCCUAGCCCCUCGUUCCUGAACCACACCACUGGGGGCUCAUAAAACAGGAGCACAGCAGGGUUGACAAUCUCCAUCUCAUGACACUUUGGGUCCUCUUUAUUGCGAUCACCAACUCAAAGCAUAGUAGUUCCAGUCCAUAUUGGAGGAACAUGGCCCCUGGAGUGGACCUAGGGUUGUUGUCAGGGUUUCCUUCACUUUUUAAUGUGGGAAAAAUAUUUUGCACAUUACUAUUGCACUUGAAUUAUAGUUACAUCACUAAAUCUGUUGUUGAAGGCUAUAGAGGUGUUGCUCCCCUCAUCUAUUUCAAUCUUCUAAAUACCAAAAAUAUGGGCCUAUAUUCAGAUUCUAUGAUCUACUCACAGUCUGUAGUAGUAUAUAGGUGGUGCUCUUCAUAUUUAGGUUUGUUUCUUGCUUUUUAAUUAUAAGGUAUGACAUAUUCAAACUAUAAAUAAUAGUGAGCAGAGUCUGUUGCUAGAGAUACACUUAAUGGAUGCCCUUGACAAUCUGCAUAGUCUGCUUGGAUAUACAAGCCCUAUGGGCAUAUCACAGCUUUUAUACAGCCAGCUAGCGUUAUGUCAUCAUUAAAUACAAAAAGUGGGGAAAUCUUAUUUUUGAAAACGGUUGGUCUCUAUACAAAAAAAAAAAACAGUGGGACCCUAAGAUAAUUUAAAAUAGGGACAGAUUGUCAAGUGUCCAGUCUGAAAGUUGUAUUGUUCUGUAGUUGGAUUACCCUGUGUGGUUUAUUAUUUAAUUUAAUUAAUUUAUAAGAACAAGCCAGAAACAAGAGUGAAUGUUUCCUAUCAAUACAGUUGUGUAUCCUUAAAUAUCUACAGUAGUAGUUGUACAAAAGGGAACAGCAAGGGGCCAGUUACUAUCAGCAGUAUUUAGUCUCAGUAUACUUGGAUCUGUCAAGCAGCUUCAGAACAAUGCUCACUACAAAUACAGCUUGGUUUGGUCAGACAUUCAUCUCUUAAUACAUGACUAAAUGGUGCUAUUCUACAGCCAGUGCUUUAAAACAAGCUGCUGUUAAACGGAGAGUUUACUUAGUAACAGGAAUUAAGGUUACCAUUUAACUGCAACAACCAAUCAAAUGUUUACUUUCAGUAUUCUAACUUUGAUCAGUUCAAGGUAACUGCUGGUUGGUUUUUAUGGGUUACUAGACUACAGAAAACUUCUGUUAACUGUAAAACCUACCAGGCACCAUGUAAUGUGAAACGUUUGCAAGCUUCUUAGGGCUGUUGUUUCUAGUAGGCAUUUCCUAUGAUCCUUUGCUGGUCUUGCUGCAGAUCACGUCUUCUUCGGCUGUAAAACAAACUCCAUGUACAGAUGAUUAAGUUAAUAAUUUAUAAAAAAAAUAGUCACAGUGCUGGUCAACAAAGCAUGGCCUUAAUCAUCAAUUAGUUGGGAAAUGAUAGGAUAUCCAAAAAAGUUCAAAAAUAGAAACAUGUGUGGGAGGUAUUGGUGGCCAAGUUCUACUCUUCUCCAUGUUGAACUAACAACACAAUCCAAUCCCUUGUAUUGAUCUUUCACUGCCACUUUUCAUAAGAAAAAAGUACUAAGAUGAAUGUAUGAACCUCUCUGGUUCCUUAUUUUAAGCAAGCACAUCCACAUUGUGACCUUUUGGCUGUUGUUGAGCUUCCGAUUCUCGCAUCCCAUGACGACAGUUCAGUGUAAGAUGUCCUUUGGUUGGGAAUCUCUGUUCUAAAGGAUCAAUCUGCAACUGAGAAGCGAUCCUGUGAAAACAUACAUAUCAGUAUUAAUAGACUGUGUAAAGAAUUGGUAUUACCGACUGGAUGCACGGACAAUGUUUGAACUCAACCAUAUCUCUGUCUUGGAAACUCCUAUGCAACUUAAUCUAAUAAAACCUUUUCAGUAUCGA